Messenger RNA from Rotaria sp. Silwood1, 1034 nucleotides. The record is from the annotation of a GenBank genome assembly. NCBI's taxonomy places the organism in Eukaryota, Metazoa, Rotifera, Eurotatoria, Philodinida, Philodinidae.
AUGUAUAAUGCAUUCCAUACACAAGGUAUUCGUGGAGAACCAUUCACACCUCUAGUUGGUCAACUUCCUGAAAUGAUAAAACAACGCAACAAUGAUGCAUUGAUGAUUUAUCUAGAAGAAUUAGUGAAAAAGCAUGGAUAUGUGUUUCUGUUUGGUUUCGGUCCUUUUACACGUCUUAUGCUGAAUGAACCUGAUUUACUUGCUGAUGUAUUUAGCAGAAAUAAUGCAGCUAACUACAUGAAACCUCGAGAUAUUCGUGCAGUGUUGGCAUCAUUACUUGGUUCUCAUAAUUUAUUGGUAGCUGAUGGUAGUGAACAUGAACGAGCUCGUCGAAUGAUUAAUCCAGCAUUUUAUCAUGUUAACCUUAAGUCUAUGGUUUCAAUUAUUACUGAUCGUACUGCCAAAGCUAUUGAAUCAAUCAUAUCGAAUGAACAAAAAUCGAAAUCUACUGAUUUACAAGUUUUAUUCAAUGCAUUGACAUUAUCUAUUAUUGCAUCAAGUGCAUUUGGUACAGAUUUUGAAACAAAUACUCAUGCAAAAGAUGUAAUCUCUCGAACAUUUGCUCAGUUACUUGAUAUCACGGAAUAUCGAUCGAUGUAUAUGAUAAAUCAAAUAUCUUUUCUUUCACGAUUACCUUUUUGGGGUAAAAAGAUUCUCGAUGAAGGAAACCGCAAGGUCGCCGAAUUCGUUGAUCAAAUCAUUACUGAUCGUCGACAAGGACAAUCAUCGAGUUUGUCAAAUGGUCCUGAUCUUCUUGAUUUAUUACUUUCAGCUGUUGAUGAUGAAGGAAAAUCAUUCAAUGAUCAAGAAAUUAAAGAACAAUCUCUUGCUUUUGUAUUUGCUGGUAGUGAGACAACUGGAAAUCUAAUGGUAUGGAUGUUAUAUGUUUUAAUGACAAAUGAAAAUGUUUUACAAGCAUGUCGUGAAGAAGUUGAUCGAGUUUUACCAAAUGGUAUAGAACUUACGAAUGAACAUUUACAAGAUUUACUAGUAUGUGAAGCAGUCAUCAAUGAAACACUUCGUCUUUAUCCACC